UCCGCCUGCCACCCAGCUUUGCCAAUCCUAUUUACAUUUUUAAAUCAUUUUUUAAUAGAAGAAAGACAAUGUCAAUUCCGAUCCUUAAAAGGAAUUCCCAGUGUCUCAUGAAGGAAGAUGAUGAUUUGUGACUCAUAGAAUUCUUUGUUUUCUGUAGGCAACAUCAGAAAUCUUAAAAUUUCUGCUAUUUUUAGUAGAAACCAAAUUAACUUACAGUAGCUGGUUAAGCUUGAAGGGGUUUAGAUAGCGACCCCGUGGCCUGUUUAGGCUGUUUUAAGCUCCUAGGGAGCUACAGUUAUGCUGGACUAGUGGUCCAAUUCUGUUUUCUGUACACUUUCAGGAAUAUACAAAAGAGAAAGAUGUUGCUGGUUUCAUUGACAGUUUAAUACAGAAUACUCAAAGACUACAUGGUAAUGAUUUAAUAGUCUCUUGUUCUUUCUCCUAUCAGGCAUGUAGUCUUGUGCUUAGUGACUACCACGGAGAGACAAAGUUGACUUUUUCCUUGACCUCAAAAUACAGUUCUUCUGCAAAAAACCAAACAACAGAAAAAACCCUAUUAAAAUACAAGAAGAAGAUGUGACUUUUCUAUUACAUUUUUGAGGUCAUUUUUGCCUAUGAAUGCAUGGUCAAAAUCUUAAAUUUUUCAAGGCGAGGUUUAAAUCCACCACACAGGGUGAAAUCUAUCUCCAUGACAACAUUCACACAACAGGAAAUUGAAUUCCUGCAAAAACAUGGAAAUGAGGUCUGUAAACAGAUUUGGUUAGGAUUAUUUGAUGAUAGAUCUUCAGCAAUUCCAGACUUCAGGGAUCCACAAAAAGUGAAAGAAUUUCUACAAGAAAAAUAUGAAAAGAAAAGAUGGUAUGUGCCACCAGACCAAGCCAAAGUGGUAGCAUCAGUUCAUGCAUCUAUUUCAGGGUCCUCUGCCAGUAGCACAAGCAGCACACCUGAGGUCAAACCACUGAAAUCUCUUUUAGGAGAUUCAGCACCAGCACUGCACUUAAAUAGGGGCACACCUAGUCAGUCUCCUGUUGUAGGUCGCUCUCAAGGGCAGCAGCAGGAAAAGAAGCAGUUUGACCUUUUGAGUGAUCUUGGCUCAGAUAUCUUUGCUGCCCCAGCUCCUCAGUCAACAGCGACAGCCAAUUUUGCUAAUUUUGCACAUUUCAACAGUCAUGCAGCUCAGAAUUCUGCAAAUGCAGAUUUUGCAAACUUUGAUGCAUUUGGACAGUCUAGUGGUUCGAGUAAUUUUGGAGGUUUCCCCACAGCAAGUCACUCUCCUUUUCAGCCCCAAACUACAGGUGGAAGUGCUGGAUCAGUAAAUGCUAAUUUUGCUCAUUUCGAUAACUUCCCCAAAUCCUCCAGUGCUGAUUUUGGAAGCUUCAGUUCUUCCCAGAGUCAUCAAACAGCAUCAGCUGUUAGUAAAGUUUCAGCGAAUAAAGCUGGUCUACAGACGGCAGACAAAUAUGCAGCACUUGCAAAUUUAGACAAUAUCUUCAGUGCUGGACAAGGUGGUGAUCAGGGGAGUGGCUUUGGGACCACAGGUAAAGCUCCUGCUGGUUCCGUGGUUUCAGUUCCCAGUCAGUCAAGUGCAUCUUCAGACAAGUACGCAGCCCUGGCAGAACUAGACAGUGUUUUCAGUUCUGCAGCUACUUCCAAUAAUGCAUAUACUUCUACGAGUAAUGCUAGCAGCAAUGUUUUUGGAACAGUGCCAGUAGGUGCCUCUGCGCAGACACAGCCUGCUUCUUCAAGUGUACCUGCUCCAUUUGGAGCUACACCUUCCACAAAUCCAUUUGUUGCUGCUGCUGGUCCUUCUGUGCCGUCUUCUACAAAUCCAUUUCAGACCAAUACCAGAGGAGCAACAGGCCUCUCUGGAGCAAUGCACUCUCAAGUAUUUCCUCACGCUCAUUUUGCGGCAACCUUUGGCACUGCAUCCAUGAGCAUGCCUGCGGGAUUUGGUACGCCUGCUCCUUAUAGUCUUCCCACCAGCUUUAGUGGCAGCUUCCAGCAGCCUGCUUUUCCAGCUCAAGCAGCCUUCCCUCAACAGACAGCUUUUUCUCAACAGCCCAAUGGUGCAGGUUUUGCAGCAUUUGGACAAACAAAGCCAGUGGUAACCCCUUUUGGUCAAGUUGCAGCUGCUGGAGUAUCUAGUAACCCUUUUAUGACUGCUGCACCAACAGGACAAUUUCCAACAGGAAGCUCAUCAACCAAUCCUUUCUUAUAGCCUUAUAUAGACACUUUACUGGAACGAACUUUUAUGUGGUCACAUUACAUCUCUCCACCUCUUGCACUGUUGUCUUGUUUCACUGAUCUUAGCUUUAAACACAAGAGAAGUCUUUAAAAAACCUGCAUUGUGUAUUAAACAACAGGUAAUGUGUGCAAAACAGAGGGUUCCAGUAACAACUUUUAACCUGUGAAUUGGCAGAAAAAGGUAGCGGUAUCAUGUAUAUUAAAAAUUGGCUAUUAUUAAGUUAUUGCAGAUACCACAUUCAUUAUGCUGCAGUUCUGUACAUAUUUUUCUUAGAAAUUAGCUAUUUGUGCAUAUCAGUAUUUGUAACUUUAACACAUUGUUAUGUGAGAAAUGUUACUGGGGAAAUAGAUCAGCCACUUUUAAGGUGCUGUCAUAUAUCUUGGAAUGAAUGACCUAAAAUAAUUUUAACCAUUGCUACUGGAAAGUUACAAAGACAAAAUUGGAAGGUUUUAUUCAUUCUUGAAUUUUUCCUUUCUAAAGAGUUCUUCUAUUUAUACAUGCCUAAAUUCUUUAAAAAUGUUGAGGGAUACCUGUCUGCAUAUUAAAGCUGAUCAUGUUUUGCUACAGUUUGCAGGUGAAAAAAAUAAAUAUUAGAAAAUACGCUAUUGUUUUUGUGUUCUUGCUGCAAUGCCUUUACCAAAGUGGCCUUAAAUAAGAGUAGUGAAUUGAAAACAUCUUGAAUUCUUGAAUCAGAAUUUCAGAAGACUUCUAGUGACUUUUAGGUCUAACAGAGAAAAUUUUAUUAAAAGGCCAUGUAGAAAAUUUAUUAAAACUACUAUGACCGCUCUAUUCAGGAAUAUGUCAGUGGUAAAGCAUUUAAAUGUAGCUUGUCAAAUUCACCAUGAUCCUUCUAAUUUGUUUGCAACUUCUUAAUUUUGUGAAAAUUUGUAUAUAUGAAGAAUUUGCAUGUAUGUGUAUUUACAAAUUUUUUUAAGUACCUUGAAUUCUGAGACUGAAAAUGCAAAAGGCCUAUUUUAACUAUUGAUUUUUUAAAAAAUAUUGUCUUUGAAUGUAUUGGAAGCAGACAUGCAUUAACUGUGACAUGAUUGCACCUCAAUUUUUUUUCUUUAUUGGACAAAUUGAUAUUAUCAGUAGGACAUUUGUUUGUUUAUUUUGCGGGGGGGGGGAGAAACUGGAAUGUUAACCAGAAUACCCAAUGUUACGUUAAAGUUAUAGAAUACUUUGAUUGUAAAGGCAGUGAUACUAAUGUUUAGUUAUAUCUUUCUGUUGAUAGUCAAAUGAACAUGUUUAAAUAUUUAUGUACAGUAAUGCCUCAUUUAUUCAGAGAUAAUCUGGAAAUCUCAUCAAAAUGGAACAUACCUGAGAAACUUGUAAUAGUUUUUUUUUUUAAUGCUUCUGAACAACCUACUUAAGUCACAAAGUCUAUACAUUAGGCUCAUGCAUUUGUUUUUAUGUGAGAUUUUAAUAAUUUUGACUAUUUGAUUUCCCACCCCAUAGCUUAUUAACAGUUCAGAAGAGAUGGCUUGAAAAAGGAGACUGAAAAAAACUGAAUAAAAUAUGGUAUCCAAGACCUUGUAGUGUAGGGACAGCCCACCCAGCCUAGAGGACAUCAACGUAUAACAUCAUCUUCUGAUAAUUGUCUGUUGUUAUGACUCUGUCAUCAAGAGAAGGUGAAAUUAUGAUCAACAUAAAUAUGUAAUACAUGCUUGAAAAGUUUUAUCUUAAAGUGAUUAAAAUUUUUAAAAAAGCCUUUGUCUUAAGAGAAGUGAACAUCAGUUUCCUCAAACAUUUUAUUCGAGUUGAAUACCUUUUCCAGUGGUGGCUAUAUGAGUUGUUAUCACAGUAGGAUUUUAAAUUCUGUAUAGUGUUUUACACUUGUUUCAGCGUUGCUCUCCAGCGCACAUCUAGCUGAAUGUGUGAUUACCUGAACCAUUUUGAUAAGCAAGAUGACUAGGAAACCUCUGCCCUUUUUCUGAGCAGUUUGACUCUUCUCUGAGAAUUAAAUGAAUGCUGCAAAGGUCCAGGUGUGUGGUGUUGUGUACUUGAAAUGCCUCUAUGUUUAGGGGGAGUUCUCUCCAGCUCCUUUUACAUGAGGGAAAAUUUAAGAAAUGUCUUUGAAUGUCUAUGUUUUAGAUUGUAUCAGGUCCCAAUCAAUUCAUAUGUACAAACUGAUACAAAUGUAGGCCAUUGCCCAAAUAACCCACCAGGCUUACCAUCUAAGCAACAAGUAAAUUAAACAGUUGUUAUCAAAAUAAUUUUAAAGACUUUUAUUUUUCUGGUGAAUCUUAAAGUUUGUAAUUAAAUGGGAACUCUUAGUUGACUUUUUAAAAUGAGUGCUUAUAAAAUCAAAGUGCUUAGUUUAAGAAGAGAUCCAGCUUUAAAAAUGGAUUCUCUCUUGAUCUUGUUUACUGUUGUAAAGAAAUCAACUUGCACUACAGUUUUGUAUUUAGAUUUGCUUCUAAUUAUAUAUAGAAUGUCAGAAUUGUGUUGCGUGCUGAAAGAAGAAAAUUCUUGAAGGUGUUAAGACUGAUCACCUUCAAGUUUCUUAACUUGCCGGUUGAAUCAGAUCUUCUCAUUUCUUUUAAACUUUCUUUUAAAUUCUUUUCUUUUAAACUAUGUCAAACUUCUCUUUUUUACUUUACCUUUAAGGUGUCCCUCCCCUCAACACACACUGUUUUCGGUACAGUUCUGGUAAAUUGGGCAAAAUGGAAAGAGUAAUGGACUGUCUUUACCCCCCUGUACCAGUAGUUCUCAGACAUUUUACAAAUUGUUGAAGACUCCAAAGAGCUUUUGUUUAUGUGACUUAUAGCUAUCUAAAUUUAUUGUAUUAGAAAAAAGUACUGAGACAUUUAAAAAAUGUUUAUUUGUUUAAGAAAUAAUAAACCCAUUAAUUACAUGUUAUAAAUAGCAUUUUUAAUGGAAAUAAACACUUCAAAACAAUUAAAAUUAAUGAGAAGGACAUUGUUUUACAUUUUUGCACAUCUCUUUAAUGUCAGGCUUUAAAGAAGCAGUGGGCUUCAUACUGCUACAUUCAGACUCUUGGUGUCACACAUCAUUAGAUGCUGAAACACUCCACUGUGCACUUGUGAGAUAAUAAGAGUGGGAAAGACAUAUAGCAUCUUAGUGUUACUAUGGAAAUAGUUUUGCACAGUUCUUGAGAAGGUCUUGAGAACCACUGUGCUACACUUUUAAAUUUUUAUACAUACUACUGCUUAAGUUUGAUUGAUUGAUUGAUUGAUGCCUGAUGGGCAUGUAACUUAUUUGAACUGAAAUGCCAUUUAAAAUUGCACAAUUUUUUUUAACGUAGUUGUCUGAAUUUUCUUGCUUCUAGUUUUAUUUUGAGAGUGUUUUGAUAAUGAUGAAGUUGGAGGAUAUCUCCAAUGUAGAACAUUUUGGAAAAAUUUUAAAUGGAUAUAGGUGUUUAUUUUGGAAUCAUGUAUUCUCAUCUUUUUGAAAUGGUUUACUUCUUAACUAAGUAAAAGGUCUGCUCUGGCUUUUUUUUAUUAUUAUUAUUAUUUUUUAUUUUAAAUAAGCCAAAGGUUUUUACACUUUGUCCAUUUCAAGAGGGCACUUGCUGUUGCUUCUCAUUUAAAUAAAACGUUUUUGACAUGUU
This is a messenger RNA of Choloepus didactylus (southern two-toed sloth), 5819 nucleotides long. RefSeq names its product ArfGAP with FG repeats 1 (gene AGFG1). The record is from RefSeq and is a predicted model, not a curated record. Gene Ontology annotation, molecular function: GTPase activator activity. Gene Ontology annotation, cellular component: cytoplasmic vesicle. The transcript has 14 exons. The coding region runs from base 623 to 2218 and encodes 531 amino acids. NCBI's taxonomy places the organism in Eukaryota, Metazoa, Chordata, Mammalia, Pilosa, Megalonychidae.